AUGGGCGCGAGUGUGCCCGGUGAAAUAUGUGAGCAUUAUGUAUCGAGUCGCGGGCGGACUACACUCCUGGUGCACCAUACAUCAUUGUAUGUACUAUAUAGUACCGCUACGUACACACCCGUAUUUAGGGCUCGUAAACAAAACUGUGACGCGACGUCGCAUCGCAAAAUGUGCGAGCUCCCUCUACGCAUCGCAAGAACUUGCGAAUUGAGUCGCAUGCGCAUCUUAUGUUCCCAAAAUCUUAUUUGUUUCUUUUCCCCGUAUCUCCUAAGCAAUAACAGAAGAGCACUCUUCUCUUUACGAUCCAUAUCACGAACUAGCUUUCAACUUAAAAUAAGUUUAGUACGGUUGACGGUCGUCGAAGGAAUGGUCAGAAGGGAGAAGCCUUGUCGCACGAAAUCGCAUCGCAUCGCAGUUUUGUGUACGAGCCCUUACUGGUUGAAGCCUAAGUUUGCUUCAAGUAAAAUAUACAACUCGAUUUGUUUUCUUACAGUGACGCAUGAGUGUGGCCCAGCCGAGUAUGAUUCAUUGCCCUUGUGGUUGAUUGUGGUUAUAUACCUAUGUAAUAAAUGUUCAGAUUCCUUUACAAAAAUAUUGAGUAACAUUGGUUGA
Messenger RNA from Spodoptera littoralis (African cotton leafworm), 612 nucleotides. NCBI's taxonomy places the organism in Eukaryota, Metazoa, Arthropoda, Insecta, Lepidoptera, Noctuidae. The record is from the annotation of a GenBank genome assembly.